AUGGUCGAUGCAGACCAAGUCGAGGACAUCGAUCAACUCAAGGCAGAAAGAGGUUCGAGGUUACUGGAUGAUGACGCUCAGAAGGCUAUGGCGAGGAGGGUGUUGUGGAAACUAGACACAAGAAUUCUACCCGUGCUCGCUCUUCUUUUCUUGUGUUCUUUCCUCGAUCGCACCAAUGUUGGCAAUGCCAAGAUCCUGGGCCUGGAGAAGAGCAUUGGCGUCAACGACCAUCAAUACGCUAGCGGACUCGCCAUCUUCUUCGCUUUCUACAUUGCCAGUGAACUACCUAGUAACUUGGUGCUGAAGAAGAUAUCGCCCCGUAUAUGGUUGCCAUGUCUAACCUUUGCGUGGGGCAUUGUUGGAAUGUGCCUUGGCUUCGUUCAGGAUUAUGCUGGAUUCCUUGUUGUACGUGCCUUCCUCGGUAUCACUGAGGGUGGUCUACUUCCCGGUAUGGUGCUGUAUCUAUCGAGUAUGUAUACGCGUGGAGAACUGGCACUCAGGAUUGGUCUUUUCUACACCACUGCAAGUUUGAGUGGCGCUUUCGGAGGCCUCCUUGCUCGAGGACUUUCCUCUAUCGGUGCUACUGCUGGCAUCGACGCAGGCUGGAGAUGGAUCAUGAUCGUCGAGGGACUACUGACAGCUGUAGUGGGAGCUUCAGCGUACUUCCUUCUUCCCAAUGAUGUGUCAACAGCAAGAUUCCUUACAGAGGAAGAGCGCGAGUUCGCUCUGUACCGCUUGAGCCGCGAUUAUUCAUAUGGUCUUCCUUCUCAGCGAACAACCGAGCCAGAACGCUUCUCCUGGUCUGAAGUUCGCCGUGGAGUACUUGACCCAUCGCUCUGGUUUUCGGCAUCUGCAUAUUUUGCAAUUCUCUGUGGUCUUUAUUCUUUCGGUCUUUUUCUUCCUACAAUCAUUACCGGCCUUGGCUACACUGCCAACGAAGCGCAGCUGUGGUCUGUUAUUCCAUACGCUGUUGCCUCGUGCCUGACAAUCGUUGCCGCCUUCUUGUCUGAUCGUCUCCGUCUUCGUGGGCCGAUCAUGCUUUGUACUCUUCCGCUAGCUAUCAUUGGAUACGCUGUGAUUGCAAAUGUCACCAAUCCUCAUGUCAAGUUUGGUAUGACAUUCAUGAUGGCAACGGGCUUGUACGCCAGUGUACCCCCUGUCCUGGUCUGGAUUUCCAACAACUCAGCCGGCCAUUACAAGAGAGCCACAGCUACCGGUCUCCAGCUCGCCAUCGCCAACUGCGGCGGAUUUGUUUCUGCCUUCACGUACAGCAAGGUUGAAAAACCGCAAUACCACAGGUCCCACACGAUUGUGCUUGGAUUGCUUGUCUUUGCGUGGUUCAUGGUACUCGCCAAUAUCUUGUGGUGUCACAAGGUCAAUAAAGAUAAGGCCGCCGGGAAAUACGACAAAUACAUCGGCUGCGGAGAUGAUCGAGAGCCGGAGUUCAAGCUGAUGUUGUAG
Aureobasidium pullulans EXF-150 is the source of this 1461-nucleotide messenger RNA. RefSeq names its product MFS general substrate transporter. NCBI's taxonomy places the organism in Eukaryota, Fungi, Ascomycota, Dothideomycetes, Dothideales, Saccotheciaceae. Gene Ontology annotation, biological process: transmembrane transport. The record is from RefSeq and is a predicted model, not a curated record. The transcript has 4 exons. Gene Ontology annotation, cellular component: membrane. Gene Ontology annotation, molecular function: transmembrane transporter activity. Bases 1 to 1461 code for a protein of 486 amino acids.